AUGCGACAUACCAAAUGUGUAUAUGCACCUGAUAGUAAAUCUUGGUCGUGGGACCAUCUUUCACCUUUUGUAACAGAAAGAUGCGUGUUUUUCGGCGACUUCAAUGUGGAUUUUGAACAGGAUAAAGCGAAAGCUGAUCUGUUCACAGACUGGCUUGAUAAAUUAUCUCUAACGCCUUAUUUUACAGCUCUUCAUACCUCCAAAAGAUCAAAGCGAAAAAUCGACUACGCACUAACAUCAGGCUUUUCGAUAGCCCUUCAAACAUACGAAGGUAACUCAUCAAGCGAUCACAAACCUAUCUUAGCAGUGUUACCAACAUCUAAAAAAGAAACAAUUUUUGCUAGGAACGUGCACUGGAAUGUCUUUACAUUGUUCUGUGAAUACGUAUUUCCACAGUGGGAAAAAAUUUGGCAUCUAAACGAAAUGAAUAAAGUGUACGAAGAUUACACAUCUUUUUUAGCUCUACUGACUGCACGUUGUACGGUUAUGUUCCCUCUGGACAAAUACCGAAUAGCACUACCAAAAAACUUAAGAGCUUAUAUGUCACACACACGUGCUCUAUCCUUUAAACAAAAACGUUCUGGUGACACUCACCUUAGAAACACAAUAUAUCACAGGAGAAAGGCGGCAAAAUUUGAACUUAAACGAUUUCUAUCAAAUCAUCUAGCGGAAUCACUGGCUGUCAGAAACACAUCAUCACCUCGAUCAAUUUCAUUCUGGUCCAAAGUCAAACGAUCUAUGAAAUCGGCAUCAUCAUCGCUACACGGCUUCAUAGUACAAAACAACGACGUAAUUAAGGACCGCAAGAAGAUGUGCGAAAUAGCAGCGAAUUACUAUGAAAACUUCUUCAACAAACCGCAGAAUAUCUAUUAUCCACACCCAUAUACUGAUAUUCCUGAAAUAGAAGCUGACAACUACAACGAAAAAAUCCCACUCGCCACAGUGGAUGAAGUGCUAGACAUUGUGCUAGCAAAAAAGAAAAAGAAAUCUUGCGACGCUCAUGCAUUAUCUAACUAUAUGUUCAACUUUCUUCCACUAUCAUAUUGGACAUUGAUGACAGAGAUUUUCAACGACUCAUUUCUAAACGCAAACUUUCCGAACGCAUGGAAAGACUCGCGAAUACUUCUACUAGCAAAAAAAGAACAUAUAUGCGAGGUCAAUUCAACGAGACCUAUAUCGCUUCUCGAUGUCUUUCUCAAAGUUAACGAAAAACUAUUUCAAACGCGUUUCAAUGAUGUACUACUCAGAAGAGGAAUUCUACCGGACAACCAAUCCGGCUUUAGGGAAUCUUUUCGCCUGCAAACAAGAGUGCUCCUUUUCUUUGAACAAGUAGCUAGCCUUAUGUCAAACAGUUCUCCAAUCGCAACCAUUUUCGUCGACUUUAAAGCAGCCUUCGACCAACUCUGGUUUGAAGGUUGUAUAGGUAAACUAAGAAAAAUGAAUAUCCCAAAAGACUACCUAUCUUGGAUAUACGCAUGGCUAACGAAACGUAGAGCAUACAUUGAAAUCGAAGGGAUUAGAUCCCGUUGGUUUAAUAUCUACAAAGGUUGUCCUCAAGGAUCAAUCUUCUCACCGACGCUGUUUAUUGCAUAUCAUGCGGAUAUGGGUGAUUUCUUAGGUGGCUGUCUAAGUCAUUUCUUUGCAGAUGACCUAGCCGCAAUCGUAGCAGGCAGUAUUGGUAUGAAAUAUACGCUACAGUGUAUCGAGCUCGAAAGAAAGCUCCAAAAGUUCCUCGAAAACCUUGAAUACUAUUCUAUUCUAACAUCACAACCAAUCAAUUUUGCAAAAACGGAAGGUUUGUGGUCAGCGAGAGCAGUCGGGGCACCUAAGUUCGAUAUAUCGUCAUCUAAUGGAGUAAUUCAAUGGAGUAAAAAAUUCAAGUAUUUAGGCUACUGGAUCACUCCGAAAUGUAAAAAAUAUUGGGAGAAAUAUUUCAUAGCCCUCUCUGAAAGUAAAGAUGGCGAACUUCUCCUCGAACAAGCGAACCUCAACACAUUUCGCGAAAUGUGGAGAAAUAAAGAAAUGAAAAUAACACAAAUCCGCGUGUCGAAAAGAUUUGUAGAACAUGUGUCCGUGAUCGAAAAAGUAGUGCGAUGGUGCCACGAAACACCAAUGUAUAGCUCGCUACCAGACUACGAUAUCGAGGAUAUCUCAACACUAGCCGAUUUCCCUGAAACGUUCUAG
This is a messenger RNA of Adineta ricciae, 2184 nucleotides long. The record is from the annotation of a GenBank genome assembly. NCBI's taxonomy places the organism in Eukaryota, Metazoa, Rotifera, Eurotatoria, Adinetida, Adinetidae.